Molecule: messenger RNA, 660 nt
Organism: Cylindrotheca closterium
Lineage: Eukaryota; Bacillariophyta; Bacillariophyceae; Bacillariales; Bacillariaceae
Source: the annotation of a GenBank genome assembly
AUGCCAACUCAACAAGAAAUCGAAAAACUGCUACAAAAAUCGCCUUACAGUGCCUCUAACCAGGCCACAUUGGAAGCUUAUGUGGAUGCUCAAGCCCAAGGACAAGCCCCGUAUUACCAAGAUGCCAACCGAUCCUUAUUGAGAAUCUACCAAUUCUCUUCCCAAUCUGCAGAUCCGUCUAAAAUCGCUCUAAUUUUAAUGUUGGCACUCUUGGAAUACCCAUCCACCGACAUUUUGGCAUUUUCAUAUUUGGUUCCUGCCCGAACACAAAAAGUAGAACCGUGUGCAAGUGUCCUCAAGUGCGCCAAACUUUUGGAAUCGUGCAAGUUUACAGAAUUUUGGCCAGCUGUUGCAGCUAUUGAAGGAGAUAAUCUGCUAAAGAACUUGGUAACGAAUUCCACACAGAAAAUGCAGAGUGCAAUUUUGGAGGUAUUGUCAUUGACUUACAAGUCCGCUUCUGUAGCCAAGGUCAGUGAGGCUUUGAACGUCAGUUCAGCUAAUGCCAUUACCAAGCUGAGCCACCCCAACGUGGAAUCUGUACAAGGCGACAAAAUUAUUUUUGUAGCAUCUUCAGAAAACACCAAGAGGAAUCGUGUCUUCCAAGAGGGUGUCGACUUUGGAGCCAUUGCUUCCAUGAUGGCAAAGGUUACCGCCGAGUAA